Hippopotamus amphibius kiboko is the source of this 3629-nucleotide messenger RNA. RefSeq names its product BicC family RNA binding protein 1 (gene BICC1). The transcript has 21 exons. Gene Ontology annotation, molecular function: protein binding; RNA binding. The record is from RefSeq and is a predicted model, not a curated record. Bases 61 to 2985 code for a protein of 974 amino acids. Lineage: Eukaryota; Metazoa; Chordata; Mammalia; Artiodactyla; Hippopotamidae. Gene Ontology annotation, cellular component: cytoplasm.
GAGGCGGCGGCGCAGGCGGAGCGGCGGCCGCAGCCGGAGCCCGAGCGCCGCGCGCCCACCAUGGCCGCUCAGGGCGAGCCCGGCUACCUGGCGGCGCAGUCGGACCCGGGCUCCAACAGCGAGCGCAGCACCGACUCUCCCAUGCCCGGCUCGGAGGACGACCUGGUCGCCGGGGCGCCCCUGCACAGCCCCGAGUGGAGCGAGGAGCGCUUCCGCGUGGACAGGAAGAAACUUGAGGCCAUGUUACAAGCUGCUGCUGAAGGAAAAGGCAAAAGUGGGGAAGACUUUUUCCAGAAGAUCAUGGAGGAAACAAAUACGCAGAUUGCUUGGCCGUCAAAACUGAAGAUUGGUGCCAAAUCCAAGAAAGAUCCCCAUAUUAAGGUUUCUGGAAAGAAAGAAGAUGUUAAGGAAGCCAAGGAAAUGAUCAUGUCUGUCUUAGACACAAAAAGCAAUCGGGUCACCUUGAAGAUGGAUGUUUCACAUACAGAACAUUCUCAUGUAAUCGGCAAAGGUGGCAACAAUAUUAAAAAGGUGAUGGAAGAAACGGGAUGCCACAUCCACUUUCCAGAUUCCAACAGGAAUAAUCAAGCAGAAAAAAGCAACCAGGUAUCUAUAGCAGGACAACCGGCAGGAGUAGAGUCUGCCCGAGUUAGAAUUCGGGAGCUGCUUCCUUUGGUGCUGAUGUUUGAGCUUCCAAUUGCUGGAAUUCUUCAACCUGUGCCUGAUCCUAAUUCCCCCUCUAUUCAGCACAUAUCACAAACGUACAACAUUUCAGUGUCAUUUAAACAGCGGUCCCGAAUGUAUGGUGCUACUGUGAUAGUACGAGGCUCUCAGAAUAACACAAGUGCUGUGAAGGAAGGAACAGCCAUGCUGUUGGAACAUCUUGCCGGGAGCUUGGCGUCGGCUAUCCCCGUGAGCACGCAACUAGACAUCGCAGCUCAGCACCAUCUCUUUAUGAUGGGUCGAAAUGGAAGCAACAUCAAACAUAUCAUGCAGAGAACGGGUGCUCAGAUCCACUUUCCCGAUCCCAGUAAUCCACAAAAGAAAUCCACCGUCUACCUCCAGGGCACCAUUGAGUCUGUCUGUCUUGCAAGGCAAUAUCUCAUGGGUUGUCUUCCUCUUGUGCUGAUGUUUGACAUGAAGGAAGAAAUUGAAGUCGAUCCACAGUUCAUCGCUCAGUUGAUGGAACAGCUUGAUGUCUUCAUCAGUAUUAAGCCAAAGCCGAAACAGCCGAGCAAGUCUGUGAUUGUGAAAAGUGUUGAACGAAAUGCCUUAAAUAUGUAUGAAGCAAGGAAAUGUCUCCUCGGACUUGAAAGCAGUGGGGUUACCAUAGCAACCAGUCCGUCCCCAGCAUCGUGCCCUGCCGGCCUGGCAUGUCCCAGCCUGGAUAUCUUAGCUUCUGCAGGCCUUGGACUCACUGGACUAGGUCUUUUGGGACCCACCACCUUAUCUCUCAACACUUCGACAACCCCAAACUCACUUUUGAAUGCUCUUAAUAGCUCGGUCAGUCCUUUGCAAAGUCCAGGUUCUGGUACCCCCAGCCCCACAUUGUGGGCACCUCCACUUGCUAAUACUUCAAGUGCCACAGGUUUUUCUGCUAUACCACACCUUAUGAUUCCAUCUACUGCCCAAGCCACAUUAACCAAUAUUUUGCUGUCUGGAGUGCCCACCUAUGGGCACACAGCUCCAUCUCCCCCUCCUGGCCUGACUCCUGUUGAUGUCCAUAUCAACAGUAUGCAGACAGAAAGCAAGAAAAUCUCUGCUUCGUUAAAUGGACACACACAGUCUCCGAAUAUAAAAUAUGGUGCAAUAUCCACUUCAUCACUUGGAGAAAAAGUGCUGAGUGCGAAUCACGGUGAUCUGUCUAGACAAACAACUGGAUCUGAGCAGGCAUCUCCCAAAUCAAAUCCUGCAGAAGGUUGUAACGAUGCUUUUGUUGAAGUAGGCAUGCCCCGAAGUCCUUCCCAUUCCGGAAAUGCUGGUGACUUGAAACAGAUGAUGGGACCCUCCAAAGUUUCCUGUGCCAAGAGGCAGACAGUAGAACUAUUGCAAGGCACAAAAAAUUCACACUUACACAGCACUGACAGGUUGCUCUCAGAUCCUGAACUGAGUGCUGCAGAAAGCCCUUUGGCGGACAAGAAGGCUCCGGGGAGCGAGCGCGCUGCAGAGAGGGCUGCAGCUGCCCAGCAAAACAAUGAAAGGGCCCGCCUUGCCCCACGGCCAUCAUAUGUCAACAUGCAGGCUUUUGACUAUGAACAAAAGAAACUAUUAGCAACCAAAGCUAUGUUAAAGAAACCAGUGGUGACGGAGGUCAGAACACCCACAAAUACCUGGAGUGGCCUUGGGUUUUCUAAAUCUAUGCCAGCUGAAACUAUCAAGGAACUGAGACGGGCCAACCACGUGUCCUAUAAGCCCACAAUGACAACCACUUUUGAGGGUUCAUCAAUGUCCCUCUCGAGGUCCAACAGUCGUGAGCACCUGGGAAGUGGGAGCGAAUCUGAUAACUGGAGAGACCGAAAUGGAAUAGGACCCACAAGUCAUAGUGAAUUUGCAGCUUCUGUUGGCAGCCCCAAGCGUAAACAGAACAAAUCAACGGAACACUAUCUCAGCAGUAGCAAUUACAUGGACUGCAUUUCCUCGCUGACAGGAAGCAAUGGCUGUAACCUGAACAGCUCUUUCAAAGGCUCUGACCUCCCUGAGCUCUUCAGUAAACUGGGCCUGGGCAAAUACACAGAUGUCUUCCAGCAACAAGAGAUCGAUCUUCAGACAUUCCUCACUCUCACAGAUCAGGAUCUGAAGGAGCUGGGAAUUACGACUUUUGGUGCCAGGAGGAAAAUGCUGCUUGCAAUCUCAGAACUAAAUAAAAACCGAAGAAAGCUCUUUGAACCGCCAAAUACACGCACCUCUUUCCUGGAAGGCGGAGCAAGUGGGAGGCUACCCCGUCAGUAUCACUCAGACAUUGCUAGUGUCAGUGGCCGCUGGUAGCGGUACCCUCCAGGCACACACCCGCCAACUCUGUCAAGUCGGACGCAGGAGAUCUGUGAACAGCCUUCACUGCACACCGUCCUCAGCACUCUGGGUGUCUGGUAUCAGGACCAAAGCAUCUUAUUCGCACCUGAACUCUGUGCUAAAAAGGAAGAAAAGAGAGAAGAUGUUCUUAAGUCAUCAUACAGAAUGCCACAUGAGGAUUACUUUUUUUUUUUUUUUCCUAACGGCAGUUGGACAGAAUUUGCAAUAUGAGGGUAGGGCUUUAUUUCCUGUUUUUAUUUACCUAUAUAAUAACAUAUGCACUGAUUUUUUUACUUAACAUGAAGGAUGAGUUGACAUCUGGGAUGCCAGAAAACAUAAAAGUUAUUUUUUUUUGCUUAUUUUGUUUUGGUAUUUGGGGGAUUUUUAAAAAAAACAAUCAAAGUGGAAUUUUCUGGUACUGCUUUAAAAUAAUUAUUGAGGUCUUUCAGCACUUUACACUUUCUUAUUUCUUGUCCUGUGGAAAUUAGCUCUGUUUCUCUCAUUUUUAUGUCACCUGAUGUAUUGGUACAAAUCAGAUUUAGUCACAUUUUUCUGACUGCGUUAAAUUUUUAUUUGAAAUAGUACUGGAUUAUUAGUUUUUGUGCAGAAUAUUCUGUGAC